UGUCACUAUGGAUUUAUAUUUGUGUCGGAUGGAAAUACGUCGAGAGCUACGCCGGCGGACAAUUUAUUUCAAUUAUCAUGAAUAAGCUCAGUGGAGACGCUGUGUGUUAUCGUUUGCUCUAGACAAAUAUAUCAACUAUAUUAUUCGUCAAGCAAAAGGUUUAUAGCGAGUGCCGUGUAACGAAUAAUGGUUUGGGAAGAAACUAUAGUGACGUCUCGCGAUUCAGCCUUGGAUAUUAUGGUUACGAGAAAAAGUGUAUUUUGAAAAUAUACCAAGUGUUUUCUUGUAAAAAACGUCUGUGAGGUAUUCAUCGACUGUGUGGUGAUUCCGUUCGACGUUUUUGGUGUUGCAUAUCGGUGUUAUGUCGGGUGGCAGGAGUAUCGACAAGGAGCGAAAGUCUCCUCGGGAAAGCGGGGAGGAUUCGGAGGAUGAGAGCGAGAUUCUCGAGGAGAGCCCCUGCGGCCGGUGGCUGAAGCGCCGAGAGGAGGUGGAGCAACGCGAUGUCCCCGGCAUCGACUGCGCCAACCUCGCCAUGGACACCGAGGAGGGUGUCGAAGUUGUGUGGAAUGAGGUUCAGUUCUCCGAGCGCAAGAACUUCAAGGCGCAGGAGGACAAAAUACAGUCGGUGUUCGACAACCUCACCAGGCUGGAACAUCCCAACAUCGUCAAAUUCCACCGGUACUGGACGGACACACACAACGACAAACCUAGAGUAAUAUUCAUAACGGAGUACAUGUCCUGCGGCUCCUUGAAGCAGUUCUUGAAGCGCACCAAGCGGAACGUGAAGCGACUACCCCUGCAGGCCUGGAAGAGAUGGUGCACGCAGAUACUGUCUGCGCUCAGUUAUCUACACGGCUGCGUGCCUCCCAUCGUGCACGGGAACCUCACGUGCGACACAAUCUUCAUCCAACACAACGGGCUGGUGAAGAUCGGCUCCGUGGCUCCUGACGCCAUCCAUCAUCACGUCAAGACCUGCCGCGAGAACAUGAGAAAUAUGCACUUUAUUGCACCGGAAUACGGAUCAUCACAAAUGGUGACGCCUGCGAUGGAUAUCUACUCAUUCGGAAUGUGCGCAUUGGAGACAGCGGCACUUGAGAUUCAGGGCAAUGGCGACUCUGGCAGCCACGUCACGGAGGAACACAUCGUUCGGACGGUCGAGUCCUUGGAGGAGCCGCGCCAGAAGGACUUUAUAUACAGGUGUAUAAACAAGGACCCGGCCAAGCGGCCCACGGCGCGCGAGCUGCUGUUCCACCCGCUACUCUUCGAGGUACACUCGCUCAAACUCUUGGCGGCGCACACUCUCGUCAAUACUACAGCGAACAUAUCGGAGACGAUCACGGACGAGGUGGCGGGCGGCAGUAGCGGCGAGGCGCUGGCGUGGUGCGUGCGCGGCGGCGAGCGGGUCGAGCUGGCCGCGCGGGACCUGCAGCCCCACGCCGAGAAACUGGAGAAGUUCGUCGAGGACGUCAAGUACGGCAUCUACCCGCUGACGGCGUACGGGCGGCGGCGGGGCGCGGGCCGCGCGGCGUCGCCGGCGGAGCGCCUGGCGGAGUCGCAGCCCGCGUCGCCCGAGCCGCGCGACCUGGAGACGCGGCGCGUCGUCAACAUGAUGUGCAGCCUCAAGCCGCACCCACACCCGCACCCCGACGCCUCGCCCGCCGACCUGCUGAUGACGAUCCUCCUGCGCAUGGACGACAAGAUGAACCGUCAGCUGACGUGCGCCGUGUCCCGCCGCGACACCGCCACCGCGCUGGCGCACGAACUCGUGCAGCUCGGGUUCAUACACGAGGCGGACCGCGACAAGAUCUGCCGUCUGAUGGAGGAGUCCCUGCGCGGCAGCUUCGGUCACGCGGCGCGCGCGGCGCUGGCCAGCUAGUGCAUAUGGCGCCGUACGUAUGUCCUCUACUUCCGGAGCACUUAGCUUUUAUCGAUAUUUAAACAAGGUUUUUAGUCAACUAGUUGCGGAACCGGACUUGAGCUGAACGUCGGCGUCGCGGGACGUCAGGGCCAAGCCCGCGGCCGCAGUAGUCUUUAGAUUAGAGUUAACGCAUAUUUAUACGUAGAGAUGAUGGGUCUUAUGAUGAGAUUUUGUAUUGCCGUAUCAUGUAUUUUUACGUAAGUAUGAUAUGGUACCGAUUGAAUGUAUUCCGCGGAAUGUUUAACGGCUCACACUUAAAGCUUGUUUAAGCGGGGAUCGCCAGUUCCGAUUUUAAUAUUAUUUUUAAUAUUUAGCUCCUAAGAUGUGCAGACGCAACGUAAUUUCUAAAUUUGUUCGAUAAAAUAGAACCACUUUUCUAUUAUAGCUUCCUAUAAUAGGUCGAGAGUCCUCGCAUAAACAAGUGUUCAUCUGAAAUCUUCCACGUUGGUCACAAGUUUACUUAGCGACAGUUCCAGAAACAAACGAAAUUGAAGCGGAGGUAUUUUGUAGUGUUACUUGUAGCGCAGUGUUGCGGUACAUUGUGUGCACAGUGCGGCCAGCAAUCGCUUGUCUUGGGGAACGCACUGUGUGUAUAAUGUGCCAGUCGAGGUACCUUCUACUAUUGCAUUUCACCUCCCAAAAACUAACUAGUCGAGUGUGAAUCUAAAUCCGAUCAGCCGAAUCGUUCAUUUAAAUCGAUGCGCUUUCUUAAAGGAAAUUGUAAAAAUUCAAAGUUCUCUUUAAGACAAACUUGUAUGUAAAAAUUGUAAAAUUAUCGAAGAUUCGGAACGGUUCAUAAUUUAGUUGGAACAUCGAGUAUGCUUUAGUGAUGUAGAAUUUUGUAUGAAUGUGUAUAUGUUAUAAAUGAUAUUUAAAAGAAAAAAUAUUUAAAUUAAACGUUUACUUUUAAUUAUAUGUAUAGUGAGGCUUCCUCUUAGAGCUUUAUGGAUGUGGUUAUAAAUAAUAAGUAUACGGAAAAUUGAACAUACUCACUAUGAAGAUAAGGUUGAAAUUUGUACUGUACUCGCGUCGAUUAUUAUUACUUUUUACUACCGAGAGGUGUCACUGGACUUCGUUUGUUGACUACAGUCAAGUAAUUUGUUAAGAUUUUGUAUGAGGCGCUUAUCGUAGGAUUGUUUUGUUGAGGACGUCUGUACCCACUACACGCGUGAUGCAUUAUUUACUAAAGUUUCCUUAUUACACAUAGUUGGGCCAGGCCACACAGGCCUCCAUGCGGAGGGUUACAGGCGUCCAGGCACACAUUGUAUGCGUGGUUAAAGUCAAUUGUCCAAACUUGUGAUGUUUUAAUGUAAUUUAAUAAUUUCUUGGAUUUUGUAUUGAUGUCAAGGAAACUAAAACUACAAUUAGAUUUAUACGAAAUAUAUUUGCAAAACAUUAAAUAAAAUUGAAAGUGUCCACAUAGUCCAAUCGAAUUACCUUCUCACACGUCAAUACAAGAGCCAUUGUUGAAAUAUAAUAUUUUGCAUUUACACACAUACAUUUUGGUUUUAUAUACGUGAUGUUUCGGUUAUUAUACGUAAAGCUAUAGUGGUGCUAGUAUGUAUGUACAGCAUUGUAUAAAAUUUGCUAUAUUGUAUUGUCUCGACAGACAUAACUACACAGGAUUACGCGAUGUAUAUUGUAUUACUUUUUGUAUGCCCACGAGUCCACGUUUGUUUGAAUUUAUUGAACAUUUUUUUAUUAUAUUUUCAGUUCGUUUAUCGUUCGUUAUGUACAGUAAGCUGUGUGGUUGUGUCUGUGGUGUUAUUGUGUAUAUCGUCGUACAGAGUAUCGCAGCGGCACCGGUUCCUAGUUCGUUAUGUUUCGACAGUUUGGUGCUGACACACUUAUUUAUUUAAACAAAAUUAAGCUUAUGUCCCUUUAAACGCAACUAACUUACGAAUUUUGAACAUUUUGCCUUUGAGUUCCAAGACGCUGAUUCUCUAACAUUAUCAACCUGAUGUAACUGGUACUAAAAUAUCACAAUUCGUAGGUUACAUACAAACUAAGGGACACCUAGUUUCACGAUUGUUUGACGCUAGUGGUGCCAAAUAUAUGAGGUGCCAACGAUUCGUUUUAAUUUCAAACGACAGUUUACUAAACCUUAGUUACUAAACCUUCCAGUCCAAACAGAACAUAAGUAUGUAUUCCACAGUCAACCAGCUUGCCAUCGACAAACAACCGCCUCCAUUCUCAAUCAGAUAUAUCGGUACACUUAGCGAAGGGGCUUCGUAGACUCUAAUGUUCGCGUCGGUACAGUUUCGAUUCAUUUCCAUGUUUCUUGCUUCAUCAGUUCCAACCCAAUUAAUGGUUUCAGUACCACCUACAGUCCGGUAUUCCUUGAGAUAUUUACACUGUCUUUUUGUUUUCUCCCUUGUUUGUCACAUAUAUCAAUAUGUGAUUGUACGACGCGAACAGCCCCUCGGUUCCCUGUAGCGUAUCGUCAAGUAUUCGGCUAAGGACCGUACUCACCGCGAGCGUGUGUCGGAGGAAACUGUGUGCCACAUACUUUGUGUAGCCCACAACCGGAAUAUAUUUUUGUAACGUUUCACCUCGUGUGUAUAUAGAUCUGAGUAGAGAGCUAGCUCGGUGUACCCGGAGUGCGGAGGGUUGUGGCUACGACACUAUGCAGCACGCACAGUGUCGGCUCGGCUAGGAGUUAGUGGAGUUAGUAGCGCCGUAGUGUAGAGUAGUGUAAACGAAAGACUGGCUAAUGUAAAGAGUUAGGUUUGUACGGCGGGACGCCCCGCGCGCGGCGCCGCGACAUGUUACUUGUGUUACUCGGCCUCUCCAUCGAGCGUAUCUCGUAUUGAUAAGGUUAUAAUUUAUUAAGGGUGCGGGAAUUUUCGUAUUCGUUACCAAAAAUAUGUACGCUUACUUAAAUAUAUAUAUUAGGAAAUAUAAUUAAAUUAUAAAAUAUUAGGAAAUUAUUAAAUUGAACAACUCGGUAUGUCGGACGCCGCGCGCGAGCCAUGUUGGGAGGCAGGUAUAAUAGCUAGUAAAAUGGCGUGUUCUUUGUAAAUAUUCGCUUUUAGUCUAAAACUAUACUAUAAAUGAUUAUUGUUGUAACUGUAAUUGAUUUACGUACGAUCUACUUAUCUACCUAUACAUACAGACGCCGCUACAUUACUGAUUUGCUUCUAUUUAUAUAUCUCGCAUUUUUAUUUUGGUUUAUAUACCAUUUGGCUGCUUUGGUUGUACGGUUUUGUGUUCAGAGAAGAAUCCUACAUUUUGUAAUAAUAUAUACUGUAUUCAGAUGAAACUAAUAUUGUAAAGUGAUAUGAUUUAAUACAAGUAAAUGGUAUAAUGCCAAUGUUAACAAGACCCACUCGGCCGAGCAGCUGUACUAACGUUAACGACAGGCCCCAUCACAACGUUACCUACUGCUUUUGCAAUAAUUAGAGUAACUCUCCUUACAUUAUUUAUGUUCCUAAAUGUACCAUUUCACUUGGAAGGCGCUACAGUAGUACUCGACUCAGCACAUUACCAAUGCAAACUAUUCAGAAUAUCUUUAACUGGUGCUAUGUAUUUCCAUACUAAACUUAGGCUCCCGGAUUUACUCAGAACAUUUUCUCGAAGAGGCUGGAUCACUUAACUUUAGCAAUAUGAAUCUAAAGACGUAGUUGAUAAAGCCCAUUGUUACUUGUAACUCCUAAAGUUAUAGAUGUUACAAGUUGUCUUGCAUUGCGACCGAUAGAUGGCGCCCGCGAGUCGAAUGGUACCUUAUUUAAUUUAUAGUAUUUUAGUUUGUCUCAGAUUUAUUUGUUGAACGUUGUAUUUACGACAAGUGAACACAUUGUUUAGUUUGAUUAACAAUAUAUUGUUGUAUAUAAUUACCCGAUUAGUGUUCUGGUUUUUCUUUUGAUUAUCCAAAGAGAAAAAUGUGUUCAUCUAUGAAAAAUAUUUUAAUUUGCGUUUUAUGAGAUUGUAACAUAAUUAUUUAUUGGAUCCAGAAAUGCAUUUCCCACUCGAUUUUAUGUUUUCGACUACAGUUAUUGUGCAAGUAACCGAAGUAUGAUUUAGCUAUAGUACAUAUUAUUAUUGUAAUGAUACCUAUUAUGAUUAUGCUCAAAGUGACUUGUAAAGAAUCCAUAACAAAAUAUGAUCGAACGAUCGAGUGAUGUUUGCAUACUAUUCUACAAUAAAGAACGUCAAUAAAGUGUAUUUUAAAAAAGUA
This is a messenger RNA of Spodoptera frugiperda (fall armyworm), 6095 nucleotides long. RefSeq names its product nuclear receptor-binding protein homolog (gene Madm). The transcript is spliced from 10 exons. The record is from RefSeq and is a predicted model, not a curated record. Gene Ontology annotation, biological process: endoplasmic reticulum to Golgi vesicle-mediated transport; protein phosphorylation; intracellular signal transduction. Gene Ontology annotation, cellular component: cytoplasm; endomembrane system. Gene Ontology annotation, molecular function: ATP binding; protein serine/threonine kinase activity. Bases 362 to 1876 code for a protein of 504 amino acids. Lineage: Eukaryota; Metazoa; Arthropoda; Insecta; Lepidoptera; Noctuidae.